Messenger RNA from Aspergillus pseudotamarii, 1368 nucleotides. Its product is annotated as T6SS phospholipase effector Tle1-like catalytic domain-containing protein. The transcript is spliced from 2 exons. The coding region runs from base 1 to 1368 and encodes 455 amino acids. Lineage: Eukaryota; Fungi; Ascomycota; Eurotiomycetes; Eurotiales; Aspergillaceae. The record is from RefSeq and is a predicted model, not a curated record.
AUGUCCUUGCCCGAGCAUAGAAAACGUGCGGAGCGUGUCAUCGUCCUAUGUUUCGAUGGCACGUCCAAUACCUUCCAGGCAGAUGGCACCGAAACUGGUGUUGGAACCGAGAUCUCUCCGACCUCUCUCAGCAGCAACCCUCUGCGACGUCGCAGUAAGCUCUUCAGCAGCAAGCUUGUCGACUCGGCCUUGGCUGUAUCCUUCGACCAGCAUGUCCUUGGGGGGUAUAGAUUCCUCAUGCGACAUUAUCGCACCGGCUCCCAGAUCUAUAUCUUCGGAUUUUCUCGAGGAGCAUACACGGCUCGCUUUUUGAACGAGAUGCUGGACCACGCCGGGCUGCUGUCCGCCGAUAACGAAGAGAUGAUCCCCUUCAUUUGGGAGGCGUUUUCGUCCUACAAAUUGACGGUUGGGGCCAAAAACCAACUAGAACGGGAGGAAAGUCAAAAAACAUCGAAAUUCUUGACGGCCUGCAGAGAAACGGUUUGUCGCGAAGUAGAUCGGGUUCACUUCCUUGGUUUAUUUGAUACUGUCAACAGCACCGCCGAGUUUCAGGUCAACGCUGAAGUGAAGCCGGAUUCUGAGAUCAUUAGACAUGCAUUGAGUAUCGACGAACGCAGGGUCAAGUUUUACCCGGUCCUCAUAGAACCCAAGAAGGAGUACCAUUUCAGGAUUCAUCGACGCCUAUGGCCAUGGGGUUAUAGAGGCUCAACAACCUGUGGCCAGGGAGGUGGUGAUUCAGGUAAGCAAGAUAUUCAGGAAGUGUGGUUCCCCGGUUGCCAUGCAGACGUGGGUGGAGGUUGGGACUUUUCUGAAGGUGAAGCUUGGAGGCUGUCCCAUGGGCCACUUGUUUGGAUGGUGCAUGAAGCGCAGCGCGCUGGGCUUCGUUUCGACAAAGAAAAGCUCGAUAUGCUCGUGGGUAUCGAGAAGCAACAUAAAAUUGAUACUGUGGGCAAAAUCAGCGAAAAGCUGGCUCGGGACAGCUCCGCGGAUCUUGACACGUCCCUUCACCUUUCGAGCACAAAAGGCGUACUGCAUGAUAGUCUUGAAACGGGUGAAGGAACGGGCUUUUGGCGUCUGAUGGAGCAUAUACCGUUCCGGCGUAUGGUGCUCCAGGUCGAUGGCUCGUGGAAACCCACUCGGUGGCCACUACAUCGGGGAAGGAGCAGAGACGUUCCGAAAUAUGCGCAGAUCCACGUCUCUGCAAUUGAGCGGAUGAAAGCUGACACAACCUACCGACCAAUGAAUGUUAUUCUGGAGGGUCCUGCAGGUCGGAAGGAUAAAGCCUCUGUCCAAUUUGAGAUCGGGGAGUGGAAAGUCUGGUGUCAUAAAGGCGAUCGCGUGCGAGAGGCGUACGUUCGUGAAUACUAG